UUCAUUUCAGGCCUGAGGUUAUCUCGGCAUGGUAUAAAUCGCCCUCUAGUGGUGACUCCUGAACAUUGCGAUAAUGUAUGUUUUUAUGUCUCUGUGUAUUUAUUUAUUUAUUUUAGAAGGGGAGGGGAUCGUCAGUUCACGGACUGUGGGGGGCGGGGUUCAUGUUACUGUUUUUUUUAAAAAUUAUUAUUAAUUCUGGAGGCCAUAAAUGAACUGUCUUGUUCCAUCCACCAGAGGCACCAGUCUUGUACGGAACGUAGAUUGAUGGAACUUUUAUAAAAGUUCCCUUUGGAAAAUUUAGGGCUCGUCCGGGAUUUGAACCCGGGACCUCUCGCACCCAAAGCGAGAAUCAUACCCCUAGACCAACGAGCCACGUGUACUGUGUAAAUAAGUUUCAGUACUGAAACUGUCUGUGAGUAACUCCAAGACCGAUAUCACUUUUCUUUUACUGCACAUUAAACCGGAAGUAAAUCUUCCUCUAGUGGUAUGAAGGGGUACUUUGCCGUUUCAGAAAUGAAAUUCAAGUGCAAGUUGUAGCGCUUCGUCGUCUUCGCAUGUCCGAGUUGAUCAAUCUGUUUAUUUAUCAAUGUAACUAUGUGUAAAUAAACACAAGCCAACAGCGCUACAAAAGCUAAAUGUCAUUAAAAAAUAUAAAAAUGUUUCGGUACUUACUCUGUGACGUUUAUUCAUGUGUUGCAGUAGCAACGUAGCACGUCAGUUGGUGACCGCGGUUUUACAGCGAGCGACACUCAAAGAUCGUCACCGGUCAUUGGUCAGGUGCGUUAAACCGACGCUUUUGUUGCACGAACCUGAUUGGUUGUCAAUCGGUGGCGGGAGGGCGGACUUCUAUGUGGCGCAAAGACGAACGUCGUUGUAGUUCCUUGUAAGUAGUACCGGUGUUGACAAGUGCAAAUUUUAACUGAAUGGAUCUAUACAAGUCUGACCAGGGUGGCUUUCCUCGGCUGGGCCAUGGGAGAGGAUUGCGCCCUGAAGAGGGAGCUGUGAGCCGAAGCAGAGGGCCGCUGCUCUCCACAGAAGGACCCGCUCCAGGGAGAGCCAGGGGUUUAGCCACCCUUGGCGAGUUGCCAGAAGGACGGGGAGUGCUGUCACCCACCCACGAACCUUUGUUUGGACAGUUCCGGGGGUCACAGGUGUGUGGUGGUGGUGGGGGAGGAGCCAGAGGAGUAUGUCUCCACCUACAGACUGAACCUAAAGUAGGGAUGGAAAAAGGACCAGUCCUCCCUCACUUGGAGCCACAACGACAGCUGCCCCCUGGUGGAUCCACUGCAGAAAAGACUUCUGCAGCUGAACAGGAGGACAAACCAAUCAGUGCUGAAGGAUUGUCUCUGGUUUCCAUGUUCAAAACUAUGGGACUUGAGCCUGCAAUCACCUCAUGGGGGAGAGGAGCGCCACCUGUUGGCAGGGGCGUGACUGCUGAUGUGGAAGGGUGGAAACUCCAGGGUCACCAACUUUGUCCACCCAGUGGCCCAGAGGGUGUGGUCCAACCUGAGGGGCAGCUGGGCAGAGGCAGUGUUUUUGGUGGCCAGGGUCUCCCCACACAGAAAAUGUUGGGCCUUGGACGAUCGCAGUUGCCUCAUCUUGCAGCGGGAAGAGGUUGCGCUGCCCUGCCGCCGUUGCUGACUCGCGCUGAGCUACUGUCUCCUGGAGUCCAGUCUCAGCAAGGACGCUUCCCUCAGUCCAGUCUGAAAGUAGUCGAACCCCCCACCCCAGAGGUGUCGGAACUUCCUGCUGCUGAAUCAGCAAAGUCGGAGCUGAUAAUGGAGGCCGUCCCACAGCCCCUGAACAAGUCCGGAUCAAAGGGAUCUCCGAUAACCAUCGCUUCAAAUCACAUCCCUGUGCGCUGUAAGAACGACGCCAUCUACCAGUAUCACGUCACCUUCGCUCCAAAUGUUGAGUUGAUGUCGAUGCGUUUCGGAAUGAUGAGAGAGCACCGCUCCACCACGGGAGAAGUCGUGGCGUUUGAUGGUUCCAUUCUCUACCUGCCCGUCAGACUCGCUGAUGCGGUGGUCCUGAAGAGUCAGAGGCGAACGGACGACGAAGAAAUACAGAUAAAAAUCCAGAUCACGAAGAUUUUGCCUCCGAACUCGGAUCUGUGUAUUCCGUUCUACAACGUGGUAUUCAGAAGAGUCAUGAAGAUCAUUGGACUGAAGUUGGUGGGAAGAAAUCACUACAACCCCGAGAAUGCUGUGGUCAUCAAAAACGAAGGUCUUCAGGUGUGGCCCGGCUACUCAACCGCCAUCAAGCGCACAGACGGAGGUCUGUAUCUGUGCGUGGACGUGUCUCACAAAGUGUUGAGGAACGACUCCGUGCUGGAUGUCAUGAACCUCCUGUACCAGCAGAGUAGGGAGAGUUUCCAAGACGAGUGCUGUAAGGAACUGGUCGGCAGCGUCGUCAUCACCCGCUACAACAACCGCACAUAUCGCAUCGACACCAUCGAGUGGAGCAAGUCGCCGAAGGACGCCUUCGUCCUGAUGGACGGAACCAGAACCACCUACACCGACUACUACAGCAAUAACUACGGCAUCAGCAUCAAAGAGAUGGAUCAGCCGCUGCUCCUACACCGGCCGAAGGAGCAGUCCAAGCAGGGGGCAAAGAAAAUAUUUUCUGGAGAGAUCCUCCUGGUGCCGGAGCUCUGCUUCAUGACGGGAAUACCAGAAAAAAUGAAGAAGGAUUUUAGAGCCAUGAAGGAGUUGACCAUGCACAUCAACGUCAGCAUUCCUCAGCACACGCACUCCAUACGUCAGCUCCUGCAGAACAUCUCCUCCAGCCCCGAGAGUCUGAAGGAGCUCAGUCGUUGGGGACUGGACAUCAGCAGUGAGAUCCCUGUGUUGGAAGGUAGAACGUUACCUCAGGAGACCCUUUGUCUUCAGUCCUUAUCCUUUGCCUCCAAGUCCAACCUGUCCUGGUCCAGAGAGGUGAUCAGCAGUGCGUCCAUCAGUUGUAUCCCCUUAACCAUCUGGGCCGUCUUCUACCCCCGCCGCUGUGCCGAGCAGGCGGAGCUGCUGGUGGAGACCUUUAUGAAGGUGGCCGGACCGAUGGGCGUCCGACUGGAGAAACCUUUCUUUGUGGAGCUGAGAGACGACCGCACUGACUGCUACAUCAGGAGCAUCCACUGUCAGCUUAACAACGAACCCAACAUGCAGUUGGUGGUUUGCAUCAUCGCUGGCAACAGAGACGAUCUCUACAGUGCCAUAAAAAGACUGUGCUGUGUAAAAAGUCCCAUCCCCUCCCAGGCGAUCAACAUCCGAACCAUUUCACAGCCACUGAAGCUGAAAAGCAUCGCCCAGAAUAUUCUCCUCCAGAUGAACAGCAAGUUAGGAGGAGAGCUGUGGACCGUCAACGUCCCUCUGAAACACUUGAUGGUGGUUGGAGUCGAUGUCCACCAUGACGCCGUGAGGUCACACCAGUCAGUCAUGGGUUUUGUUGCCAGUGUGAACAGCUCCUUUACUCGCUGGUACUCCAGAGUAACUUUCCAAACCCCCUCUGAAGAACUCAUCCGUGGGUUCCGAGUUUCUUUCCUGGCCGCACUGCAGAAAUACCACGAGGUGAACCACACCCUCCCGGAGAAGAUCGUGGUGUAUCGGGACGGCGUGUCCCAGGGUCAGCUGAAGAUGGUGGAGCAGUAUGAAAUCCCGCAGCUGCUCACCUGCUUCAACAUCUUCCCCAGCUACGCACCCAAACUGGUCUUUAUCGUGGUGCAGAAGAGAAUCAACACCAUGCUGUACUCCUGGGUGGAAAACAACUUUGUGGCGCCCCCUCCUGGCACCAUCUUGGAUCACACCCUGACUGAGAAAGACUGGGUGGACUUCUACCUCGUGGCUCAUCACGUCCAUCAGGGCUGUGGACUUCCAACUCACUACGUCUGUUUGUACAACACAGCCAACCUGACACCAGACCAUUUGCAAAGACUAACCUACAAGAUGUGUCACUUGUACUGGAACUGUCCCAGUAUCAUUCGCGUACCAGCACCGUGCAAGUACGCCCACAAACUGGCCUUCCUGUCGGGGCAGUACCUGCACACAGAACCAGCCAUCCAGCUAGCGGACAAACUGUUCUUCCUCUGAGCCGCCGCCGCUAACACCGACGCAACGUCCAGACCUCGGCCGGAGAUCUGUUAUCCAGAAAGACACAAAAAAAAAAAUUCACUGAGUUCUGAUUGUAGACUGGUCAUUGUGACCUCUGACUUCGGCAACAUCGUUAUUGCUGAGACGUUUUUUUUUUUUCGACGGACGUUGAUUUUAUUUUAUCAUUUAUAUUUUAAAUAACGCCAAAAAAAAUAUUUUAUUACACAGGAACAGGUUAGCUUCGUUUUAUUAUUUUUUCUUAAGCCGCUAAAGAAAAUGUUUAACAAUUCGACGAUAAAGUUCUAAAGAUCUGUACACCAGUUUGUUUCUUUUUAAUACCAGCGCACCAUGUUACUAGCUGGUGGAUUCCGACACCACCUGGUGUUCGCCGUGAUGUCUUUUAGUUGUUUGUUUGUUUGAUUUUUUAUUAAAAAGUGUAAAAUGUACAGAUAUAUUUCAUACAUUGUGUGCGGCGAAGAUGCUAACGUCUGACGUUCUGCUGCUUCUUUAUUUGGAACAAAUACGAUAUUGUUUGUUUAAAAAAAAAA
Molecule: messenger RNA, 4633 nt
Organism: Cynoglossus semilaevis (tongue sole)
Lineage: Eukaryota; Metazoa; Chordata; Actinopteri; Pleuronectiformes; Cynoglossidae
Gene: piwil2
Product: piwi-like RNA-mediated gene silencing 2
Exons: 24
Coding region: 924-4085 (1053 amino acids)
Molecular function (GO): RNA binding; protein binding
Source: RefSeq, a predicted model, not a curated record